Patiria miniata (bat star) is the source of this 4719-nucleotide messenger RNA. RefSeq names its product E3 ubiquitin-protein ligase TRIM33-like. The coding region runs from base 100 to 2019 and encodes 639 amino acids. Gene Ontology annotation, cellular component: nucleoplasm; chromatin. NCBI's taxonomy places the organism in Eukaryota, Metazoa, Echinodermata, Asteroidea, Valvatida, Asterinidae. The record is from RefSeq and is a predicted model, not a curated record. Gene Ontology annotation, biological process: positive regulation of DNA-templated transcription. The transcript has 3 exons. Gene Ontology annotation, molecular function: zinc ion binding; ubiquitin-protein transferase activity.
UGCUUCGAGCCUGAACUGAAGAUUUGCUUCUUUCGACUCAACAGAAACAUCAUUUUAGUUUUUACCAGCCUAAACAGGGAACGUCGGAUAAAUACAAAAAUGGCAACUGGACCUGCAGUAAGUUCAGCUCUAGAGACGAUCAGCAGACAUCAUCUUGAGUGCAGCAUCUGCCACGAGAGAUACCAACAGCCCAAGAUACUGGAAUGCCUGCAUAGCUUUUGUGAGCAAUGUCUGCUGAAAUAUCGUAGCACGAAGCACCAGGACUCUAUGGUGAUCCCUUGCCCUGUGUGUCGACAGGAGACAAAGCUUCCUGAGGUGGGUGUGCAGGGUCUGAAAACCAACUUUCAUCUGAUUGGUCUGGUUGAGGAGUUUGAACUGCAGGAAAAGUUGGUGUGUUCGGGUGACACAAAGCUGCUAUGUGAGACAUGUGAUGAUGGCAAUGAGGCAACAAGUCGGUGUUUGGACUGUGCGCAAAAUAUUUGUUUACGUUGUCAAAGUUCACACAAAAGAAUUGCUACUACAUCAAGCCACAUCAUCGCUACUUUGGAGGACAUUCGUGAAGGAAGGGUGAAAGUAACGAAGGAAAACCCAAAGCAACAUUCAAAAUGUCCGAAACAUGAAGGCGAAGUGACACGAUUCUUUUGCACGACAUGUGAAGUGUUGAUCUGCCGAGAUUGUACUGUCAUUGACCACCGUAUGCCAGAACACUCUUACAUUGACAGAAAUCUGGCCAUAUCAACGUACAAGCAAUCAUUAGCUGAACUGUUUCCUCCACUUGAAAACUCAAUGACAAAACUCCACGAGUCACGAGAAAAAGUCUCAAGAAUGAAAGAAGAUUUAGGUGUCACAGUUGAGAAGGUCAUGACAGAAGUGCAAGACAGAGCAGCUGAGAUACGAGCAGAGGUAACGGCUCAAGAAAAUCGCAUCCUUGACGACAUCAAAAACAUCCAAACAGAUCGUGGGCAGAAAUUGGACGAAUGUGAGAAAACUAUGGGCUUAGCAGCGGAGAGAUGUCAGCAUUCACUAGACACAGCAAGAGAGGUGACACGGACUGCAUCAGAUAGUAACUUUCUCUCACUUUAUGCCACAAUCAGCAAAGACUUGAAAUUGUUGGCAGAUCAGAGUGUGCCUAGAGUUUACAACAGGCUUGCAUUUCUGAAGUUCAAGCAGAGUGAAGGUGUUGGUUGCAUCAAGCUGGGUGAGGUGGUGGUGGAAAGCAAAUGGGAGCUGUGUCGGGAGUUUGGUAGAGUGGGAAGCGGUCCAGGAGGGUUCAGUCUUGCUUGGGACAUUGCUGCUCGUCAACCUGAUGAGAUUGCAGUGGCUGACAUCAACAACAAAUGUGUUGUGAUUUGCAGCAUCGAUGGCAACCAGAAAAGCAAGAUACCGAUGCAAGGAUGUCCACGUGGCAUCGCAGCUACAUGCAGCGACAUUCGCUUGGUGGUUGUUGAGCAAAGCGCAUCCCAUGUGAAGGUGUUCAACAGCGACAACACGCUGGCAUACAAGUUCCCAACGGUGCCGCCGAGUGAGGUCGGUAAGACCACGGUUGACCUCCAGAGCGUAGCUGUCAAGAAUGAUGGUACCAUUGCAGUGGGUGAUGUGGCGAGGAUGGUAUUGACAGUGCACAGCCCCACUGAUGGUGAGCUCCUUCAUACCAUACCAGUCAAGAUUAAACCUUAUUUUCUGGCUUUUGACAGCAAUGAUCGAGUUAUAAUAAGUGGCUUUAAAUCACAGACAGUGGAUAUUGCCGGUGGCAAUGGUGCUACAAAACGCACCUUAAAACCCACCAUCAAUGGUCAACCAGUGAGAUACUGCAAUGGUGUAUGCACCGAUAGCUCAGGUAUCUAUGUUGUAAUGCAUAAUGGUGAUGACACGGGUCAUAUCCACCACUAUGACCCUCAAGGUGGUUUUCUCAAGUGCAUCGCACAGGGUCUGCACUACCCACAGGGUAUCACAUUCUCAUCUGAUGGGCAGCUGGCAGUGGCUGACUUCUACUCGGUAAAGACGUAUCGCCAGGUGUGAUACGACAUUUUGUUAUCAGUCAUGUCAAUUUAUAAGCAUGGGUGAAAUGUCGAUAGAAAAAUGAGAGAAUGGUUCUAAUUGCCACAAUAAAAAGGCACACUGAUACCACAAGUAAUAAAAAAAAAACCUAGGCUAUACAGUAUUGGUUUACAUGUGUUGCCUGUAAUUCUUCGACUUUUUUAUCAAUCGGUCAAUUUAGUCCACAACUGUGGUCGGUUGAAAAUUUUUCGUCUUAAUUCAUCAAGUAUAUACAUGUCUAUGUAGAGCUGUCAAUGUUGGUCUUUGGUUUAAACCUUAUUUUAACACAAUGAUCACUUGAAAGAGAGAAAUGAUGAAUUUCUUAAAACAUUCUUCAAUGCGACACCGGGGAAACGUACCAUUUUUCGACUGUAAGCAGUUUAUAUUUUCAGUAAAUUGCAUAUUUCAAAAAGGCAAUAUUUUCAAUGUUCAACAAAACUUAUUUUUCUUUGAUAAAUGGCCGUUUCGGAUUAUAAUGAGUCACCCUUUUUAGUUGUUGCCUUUACUUAACAAAUAAUGCGCAGUUCCUGAUAACUAAGGGUUUGGUAAUUAGAAGACAACAAAAAUGCUUCGAAUAAAAGCUCAAAAUAACUCGGGCAACUGUCAAUAUCGACGCACAGCAAGAACAAAAAAAGUACAUGUUUUGCCAAAAAUGACAUCGCAGUUUUGCUUAUGACUUACAUGCGCAAUACGAUAUUACGGCUCUUGCAACAAAUUUAUACCGAUUAUGACAAUUGAAUCCAAUCAAUUCUAUAAAAUUGACUGUAUUGACCCCAUCAAUGGUAUGGAAUAAUACUGAUAUCAACGAUCUACUCGUUAUAAUAUUGGCUAGUCAUUAUCCCUCCUAUGCAAACAAACAUUCUGUGCAAGUUUUCCUUUCAGUCAAAAUCAGUCUAGUGACUGUUUUUCACGAUUGAGUGCUCUCUGACAAAAUAAAGCAGGAUUGACUGGCUGUGAUAGUUUAUGUGUCGUGCUACAGCUAUGCUUUGACUGUAGGUGAUAGAUAAGACAUGUGCCUACUACUUAUCUGCUUGUGUCUGUUGACUUAAUUUGACUAGUCACAGUGCUUGCUUGAAAUACAUGUAUGAUCUGACUGUUUGGUGACUAGCCAUAAGAGGCAUGAUAAGAAAGAGGGUUGAUUUGUUGACUGUCUGUGACUGAUCAGACAGCAGGAGGGUUGAACAAUACAUUGAAGUUUAGCCUAGAUGUCCAGUUGGAUGCGCAUACACUAAUGACAAUGUAUCAUAGUUUAAGCAAUACAUGCCAACUGUGUUAAGUAUAAGUAUGUUAGGUAUUUGAAUUCUAGUUCAGCUCGCCUGUAAAUGCGCAAUUCUGGGAAUUGUAUCAUUCUAUGUUGAUUUCACUUUGCUCCUGUUAAUUAAAUGUUAAUUUGGCUGAGUUCAGCUGUUUUUCAACUGAAAAAAAAUGGCUUGGUUGAUGGUUAUAGACUUGAAUUCCCCCCAAAAGUAAGAGAAAACAAAAUAUCACAUUGAAUCAAAUGCGGUGAAAGUUUGUAAAAAAAAAUGUUUAAGAAUGAAAUUGAAGGGAAAACCCUAACCGUAAGCGUGGUUGAAGCAAAUAAGAUUGUUAAUUCAUGUAUAUAAAAAUUCGUCCUAAGAUCAAGUACUAUAGAGAUGAAUAACUUAAAUCGUUAUUCGAGAGAAAGUUUGGGAUACCAUUAUUACGAUUUGUUUGUAUAUCAAUUGUUCUGGUACGUUAGAUGUAUUUUAUUUUUCAACAAACAAUACACUGGAUCUGACAACUGAGGAUUAUUGUUCUAUCAUUAUCAGUCCUUUGUGCAGUCCUUUAUUAUCAGUCCUUUAUGCAUCAUGAACAGAAAUUACGAGAAUUGUUUUAUCUUUUAAUCAAAAGUCCAAUUAUACAUGUGUUAUUUUUUCUCGAAAUCAACGAUAUAUUUUGACUAGAUUUUGGUUCAUAUAGAUUACAUGAGGAUAAGUUUGUAAAUCGAGAACACUGAAAUAAACGUAAGAUAACCUAAUAUUUUUUAAAGGGUAAAAUUCAAGCCAAGUGAUCGGUUAUUGGCCAAAAUGAUUUUUUUUAAAUGCUACAUCUUGUUUUUAUAGUAAACUGUGGUGCAUCAUUUGUAUACAGGCUUUUGGAGUCGUGUAUUUAACUACUGCAUGUGAAAGGCCGAUACACAGGGCUUCAUGACAACAGUACGUGUUUGUAGUUGAAUUCAGGUUGCGCAGACAGAAAGGGUCAGCCUGACACGGGACCAUACUAAAUCUCCUGGAGUGCCAAUAUUGAACGAAGUUCAAAUAGAUCGACCGCGCAUUCAGUGCCUUACACUCGUCUCAUGAUAUACUUGUCUAUCCGUAUAUUUUGGCUUAAUGUUUUCCAUUUCCACGGAAUAAUUUUAAACAAAUAAACAACCUUAUUUUUUAUUUCAAUAAAGCGAGGAUUUCUUUACUAAUCAUUUGCUUACAUAUGAAGCUUUGUUAAAAGUGACUUACAUGGGGCAUGUUUUACUCAUUACGCCGACAACCCUCUAAUUGAUUGGACUUUUUGUCAAUGACAUUCAUCCUUUAAAGUCCUAAUUAAAUAGUCCCGUUAUCGACACUGUAUUUGAUUACACAAAGUAGGAAUUUCGUAAGUCAGUCAGAACAUUUGCCCCACAAUGCUAAAUAAAUAUAACCCAUGCACGUUAAAAGCAAAGUAAUU